Magnolia sinica is the source of this 1030-nucleotide messenger RNA. RefSeq names its product WUSCHEL-related homeobox 2. Gene Ontology annotation, biological process: plant organ development. The record is from RefSeq and is a predicted model, not a curated record. The transcript has 2 exons. Bases 33 to 734 code for a protein of 233 amino acids. Gene Ontology annotation, molecular function: DNA-binding transcription factor activity; DNA binding. Lineage: Eukaryota; Viridiplantae; Streptophyta; Magnoliopsida; Magnoliales; Magnoliaceae.
UAUUGAAAGAAAUAAAACCCUAGAAGCAGUCGAUGGAAGAAGAGAAAGGCAUGAUGACGGAGAUGUCGAUAUCAACGGCUGGGGGUCCAUCUAGCUCGAGGUGGAACCCGACCAAAGAGCAGAUAAGCGUUCUGGAGGGGCUGUACAUGCAAGGGGUUAGGACGCCGAGCGCAGAGCAGAUACAGCAGAUAACGAGCAGGCUUAGGGCGUAUGGGCAUAUAGAAGGGAAGAACGUCUUCUAUUGGUUCCAGAAUCAUAAGGCCAGGCAAAGGCAGAAGCAGAAGCAGGAAAGCUUGGUUUAUAUCAAUCGUUUCUUGCAGAAGGCUAAUCCCAUCUUGCCUCCUCCUCCUCCUCCUCCUUGCACCAAUGUCGUUUGUAGCCCUUACUGCGUCUCAAGCCCAGCUGUUGUCUUCUACCCUCAGUAUCAAAAGGUUCUACUGCCUGGAGGCAUGAGGAGGAGACCAACAGAAGAUAAACCAGUGGAAAAGAUGAGGGAAAGCUGUGGUAAUAGAUAUGAAUUCGCGCAUCCUGUUGAUGAUAGCAUCCACAACAGCCAUGAAACGUUGCAGCUAUUUCCACAACACCCAACUGGCAUUUUAGAUGGAAGGUCUGAAAAUACUUCCCCUUCCACAUCCACUGAUACAUUCAGCAACAUCUCUUCCUCUUUGGAGGCUGGCCAUGAAGGUGGCCGAGACCAAGCUCUCUUCAAUUUCUUUGCUGGGGAGAGCGAGUGAGGUAGAGGGCUCGGUGCUAACGUGAACCAGAGCCACAGAGAGAGAGAGAGAGAGAGAGAGAGAGAGAGAGAGAGAGAGAGAGAGACUUUGGUGUAAAUGGCAAUGGGUGUAUGUUUUGGAUGCAUGAAUGCAAAACAAUAAAGAGAGGAGACUUUAAACAUGGUGAAUUAUUUGAUACUCUGGUUUCGUGUGACACUUGAUACGCAGGCGCUAGGAAAUGGUACGCGUGGCAUACUCUUAACUCAAUUUAAACCUAUUAAAGUGUAACCUAUUGUAAAUCACAUUGGUUGAACAAC